CCCGCCACAAAAGCGAUCAUGUCUAUCGACUUUCCAAAGGAGGAGGAGAACAUCCUCAAGCAUUGGAAAGAGAUCCAGGCCUUCGAGACACAGGUUAAACUUUCCGAAGGUCGAGAACGCUAUUCAUUUUAUGAUGGCCCGCCGUUUGCUACCGGACUCCCCCACUACGGCCAUCUUUUGGCGUCCACUAUCAAAGACAUUAUCCCUCGAUACUGGUCUAUGAAGGGCUUUCACGUUGAGAGGCGCUUUGGAUGGGACACCCAUGGCUUACCAAUCGAACACGAGAUUGACAAGAAGCUGGGCAUCUCUGGGAAGGAUGCAGUUAUGAAACUUGGCCUAGCGAAAUAUAACGAGGAGUGCCGGGCAAUUGUCAUGAGAUUCUCGACUGAAUGGCGAACAACUAUAGAUAGACUCGGCCGAUGGGUUGACUUCGACAAUGACUACAAGACGAUGGAUCCGACAUUCAUGGAGUCAGAGUGGUGGGUUUUUAAACAGAUAUUUGACAAGGGUGCUGUUUAUCAAGGCUACAGAGUUAUGCCAUAUUCGACCGUGCUUACGACAGCACUCAGCAACUUUGAAGCAAAUCAGAAUUACCAGGAUGUCACAGAUCCAGCAGUCGUCGUGACAUUCCCCUUGUUGGAAGAUCCUUCCACUUGUUUACUCGCAUGGACAACGACACCAUGGACAUUGCCUUCGCACACCGGCUUGGCUGCUCAUCCAGAUUUCGAAUACAUCAAGAUCUUCGACGAGGCAUCAGGAAAGAAUUAUAUCCUCUUGGAAAAGCUGCUUGGUACUCUGUAUAAAGAUCCCAAGAAGGCAAAGUAUAAGAUUAUCGAGAGGAUCAAGGGUAGUGACAUGCUUGGCUGGAAGUAUGAGCCCCUGUUCAAUUACUUCUACGAUAAGUUCAAAGACUACGGAUUCAGGGUUUUCAAUGCUACCUACGUCACUGAUGACAGUGGUGUCGGUAUUGUCCAUCAGUCACCUGCCUUUGGUGAAGAGGAUUAUAAUGUGGCAUUGGAGGCUGGCGUCAUCAAUGAGCGACGCCCUCCCCCAAAUCCUGUGGAUGAACGUGGCCACUUCACGUCAGAGGUACCUGAUUUCGAAGGUCAACAUGUCAAGGCAGCCGAUAAAGCUAUCAUCAAGUACUUGAAAGGUACGGGAAGGCUUAUCGUGGAGUCUCAAAUCAGGCAUAGUUAUCCCAUGUGUCCCCGGUCUGACACUCCAUUGAUCUACCGAGCGGUUCCGUCGUGGUUUAUUAGAAUUCCAGAGAUCGUUCCUCAGAUGCUUGAGAACAUCGAAGGAUCUCAUUGGGUGCCUUCUUUCGUGAAGGAAAAGCGUUUUGCUAGCUGGAUUGCAAAUGCGCGUGAUUGGAAUGUUUCAAGGAAUCGAUACUGGGGCACGCCGAUUCCUCUGUGGGUUAGCGAUGACUUAGAAGAGAAAAUCUGUGUUGGAAGUGUGGCCGAACUCAAGGAACUCAGCGGCUACGAAGGUGAAUUGACGGAUCUACAUCGUGAUAAGAUCGACCACAUCACCAUACCAAGCAAGAAAGGCAAAGGUCAAUUAAGGCGAGUAGAGGAAGUUUUCGACUGCUGGUUUGAAUCUGGUAGUAUGCCGUACGCCAGUCAACACUAUCCUUUCGAAAACAAGGAUAAAUUCGAGAAAUCAUUCCCUGGAGAUUUCAUUGCAGAAGGUCUAGAUCAAACAAGAGGAUGGUUCUACACACUUCUUGUUCUUGGUACCCACUUGUUCGGAGUAUCUCCCUUCAAGAAUUGCGUUGUCAACGGGAUUGUACUGGCUGAAGACGGGAAGAAGAUGUCAAAGCGACUCAAGAAUUACCCUGACCCAUCUAUUGUCAUGAGCAAGUAUGGCUCUGAUGCUUUGCGACUUUACUUGAUCAAUUCACCGGUAGUCCGUGCAGAGCCAUUGCGCUUUAAGGAAUCCGGAGUCAAGGAGGUAGUUGCAAAGGUACUUUUGCCUUUGUGGAACAGCUACAAAUUCUUUGAGGGCCAAGUAGCUCUUCUGAAAAAGGUAGCGAACGUUGAUUAUUGUUUUGAUCCUGCUGCGGAAGCCACCAAUACGAAUGUCAUGGAUAGGUGGAUCCUUGCAAGCUGUCAGAGCUUGCUCAAGUUUGUCAAUGAAGAAAUGGCUGGCUACCGUCUUUAUACCGUGGUCCCUCGACUCCUUGAUCUUAUCGACAACACUACGAACUGGUACAUUCGCUUCAACCGGAAACGUCUAAAGGGCGAACUUGGUCUCGAUGACACAAUUCACGCUCUUAACACUCUCUUUGAAGUCCUUUUCACCCUGACGAAGGGACUUGCGCCUUUCACGCCAUUCAUUACUGAGACCAUCUACCAGCGCUUGCUCCCACAUAUUCCGGAGAGCCAACGGGGAGUAGACUCAAGGAGUGUCCAUUUCCUGCCAUUCCCAGAUGUACGAGAGGAGCUCUUCGAUGCGGAGAUUGAACGGCGCGUUGGUCGCAUGCAGCGAGUUAUUGAAUUGGCCCGAGUUUCGAGAGAACGUCGCACCGUUGGUCUGAAAACCCCUCUUAAAACACUGGUCGUCAUUCAUCCAGAUCCGGUAUAUCUCGAAGAUAUCCGAUCUCUGGAAGGUUACAUUACCGAAGAACUCAACAUCAGAGAUCUCGUCCUAUCCUCAGAUGAGGCAAAAUAUAACGUGCAAUACAGCGUUUCUGCGGACUGGCCGGUACUUGGGAAGAAACUCAAAAAGGACGUGCAAAAAGUGAAGAAGGCACUACCAAGCUUGUCGAGCGAACAAGUCCAUGAAUUCGUCCUCCAAAAGUCGAUGUACGUCGAUGGUAUCAGACUCGAGGAAGGGGAUUUGAUUGUCAAGAGGGGUUUGAAGGAAGACGAAUCUUCUAAGAACUUGGAGACUAAUACGGAUAACGACGUUUUGACUAUCCUGGACGCAGAGCUCUACUCGGAUCUUGCAGAUGAGGGUUUGGCGCGAGAAAUCAUCAACCGGGUCCAGCGAUUGCGAAAGAAGGCCGGACUGCAGCCCACAGAUGAUGUUAAGAUGGAGUAUAAAGUUCUGUCUGAUCCAGACAAUAUCGGGCUCGCAAAUGUAUUCACUGGUCAGGCAAAGACAAUCGAGAAGGCAUUGCGACGACCAAUUGACCAUCACGUGGUCACGGGCGUUGAGGGAACAAUCCCCGAGAAAGUAGAGGAAGGCGUUAUCCUAGAAGAGGAGCAAGAGAUUCAGAAAGCGGUGUUCUUGCUGAGGCUGUUGAAGCUAUGA
Amorphotheca resinae ATCC 22711 is the source of this 3258-nucleotide messenger RNA. RefSeq lists its product as hypothetical. The coding region runs from base 19 to 3258 and encodes 1079 amino acids. NCBI's taxonomy places the organism in Eukaryota, Fungi, Ascomycota, Leotiomycetes, Helotiales, Amorphothecaceae. Gene Ontology annotation, biological process: isoleucyl-tRNA aminoacylation. Gene Ontology annotation, molecular function: aminoacyl-tRNA deacylase activity; ATP binding; isoleucine-tRNA ligase activity. The record is from RefSeq and is a predicted model, not a curated record. The transcript has 4 exons.